UCGUGAUGUCAUAAAGUGGGGGGACAGUUAUGCUCGUGGUACAUCUUUUUAUUGAUCCAGAUACCUAUCAAGCUUUUGUCUGGCCAACAAUUUUUAGUAGAACAAUAAAAUAGCUAAGAGAGAUUCUAUCCUCUCAUUAGUUUGCUAUAAAUCCCAUUUUAAUCAAGGCUAGAAGAAACUGGUCGGAGUGAUCCAUCCCCACGCAGAGCAGCUCAGAGAGGAGGCUGGAAGCUUCUACGAGCCGGAAGAAGACAACCAACGAGGAGGAGAUGGAGGUAGACUGUCCCCCGGAGGAGUCCAUAUCAUCCGCCUUCGAAGAAGACUCCAUUGAACUCGGAGACGUCAAGGACAUGAGGUUGGAGGCGGAUGCAAUCGUCAACGAUGUUCUCUUCGCCGUAACAGAAAUGCACAUCUCGCAAAGCCUCACCAGCACAUCAGACGUGGCUUACAUCAACGUGGAGACGAGAGAGGGGAACCGCUACUGUCUGGAGCUGACCGAGGCCGGACUCAGGGUGGUGGGCUAUGCUUUUGAUGAGGUAAAUGAGGAGCUGAACACCCAGUACCACGAGACCGUUUACUCCCUUCUGGACACGCUUAGUCCGGGAUACAGAGAAGCGUUUGGAAAUGCUCUGCUUCAGCGGCUGGAAAAGUUGAAGCAAAACGGACAGUAAAAAUUACAAUGAGCAUCUGGGUCAUACUUAAAUACUAAAUAACACCCAAGUUUUUACUUUGGCUUGUUAUGUAAUGUCUAGUUGCCUUUUUACUACAGUUAAGGCUACAGAGCCCUAUCAACCUAAUUUUGCUCUAACUUUCUUAAUGUUGAAGGAGUUUAUAUUAGUUAGCUUUAGGGACUGCUUCAGAUAGGCUGUUUGGGAUCUGUUGCAACAGUUUGCUGUUUACUGUGGAAACAUCUUACUUCUUCCACUUGAUAUAAUGUAGUGACUAAGUGAUAAAGCUGCUCUUUUUUAGUCAUCAAAAUGAUGCAAAAAGAGUUAUUUAUUUUGAUCCAGCUUCUCCAUCUGCCCAGCAGCUCCUACGAAAGAAAGCUGUGAUGUUUCUAAUAUUUCCCAACCAGUUUUUAUUCAACCUGUUUUUUGCAGUUUAAAGCAAAUUGCCUUAAUGAGUUUUUAGAAGACUACUAAAUUUAGUUUAAGAUUUUCUGAGAUUAAUUUCAAUUAAACUCAUUUAAUAUCUUUCAGUCCCAGUUCAUAUGUUAGAUAUUUUUACAAUUUUUUAUGGUUACAUGUUAGCUUGCAUUUUAAGCUGUACAAAAGUUCUCUUGUUAUUGUUGGUUUUGUAUUGAAUCUCUUGGUUCUGCCAGAAAGCACAGCAUUUAUUGCUCUCCAGGAAAGACUUUUAAAGCUGCUUUAAACAUUUUUAAUGUACAUAUAACCUGUCAUUACUGAGUUAUAAUCCUUCAGUGUUUUGCAUUAAGCUGAGGAAAGAACAAGUUUCCUCUCUGCAUUUGUACAUUCCCUUCAUUAUUAUUGCCCUUUGCUAACAAUAAAAUCUCAGUAAAUCA
Messenger RNA from Xiphophorus maculatus (southern platyfish), 1522 nucleotides. RefSeq names its product GSK3B interacting protein (gene gskip). Gene Ontology annotation, molecular function: kinase regulator activity; protein kinase A binding. The transcript has 3 exons. Gene Ontology annotation, cellular component: cytoplasm. Gene Ontology annotation, biological process: regulation of canonical Wnt signaling pathway. The record is from RefSeq and is a predicted model, not a curated record. Bases 270 to 671 code for a protein of 133 amino acids. Lineage: Eukaryota; Metazoa; Chordata; Actinopteri; Cyprinodontiformes; Poeciliidae.